Prunus mume (Japanese apricot) is the source of this 4915-nucleotide messenger RNA. It is a transcript of the gene FIP1[V], whose product is annotated as FIP1[V]-like protein. The record is from RefSeq and is a predicted model, not a curated record. Gene Ontology annotation, cellular component: nuclear speck. Gene Ontology annotation, biological process: mRNA processing. NCBI's taxonomy places the organism in Eukaryota, Viridiplantae, Streptophyta, Magnoliopsida, Rosales, Rosaceae. Gene Ontology annotation, molecular function: RNA binding.
GAUGCAACAUUUUAAGUUUUACAUAUUGGUCAUUGCUUCACUCUUUGGCUCCUGCAGUCUUGCGGACCUCAAAACCCUCUCACUCUCUCUCUCUCUCACACACACACACACACACACACAAACACUUCCUCUCUCUCUCUCUCUAAAGCUCCGUCCUUUAGAUGGAAGACGAUGACGAAUUCGGAGAUCUCUACACAGACGUUCUUAGACCCUUUGAAUCGUCCCAAUCAUCUUCUGCGCCGCAGCCCCACCAACCCUCCACUGCACCCCAACCUCACCGUCCGAUCGAUCUCAACCUCCGUAACGAAGAGGACGAGAUCCUAUAUGCAGCUCCUCACUCUAAUCCUUCUCUUCCCCACCCACCGAAUACCCAAACCCUAGCUCCCGCCGACUCUGUCCCCGCCAAUUCGACUAAAGAUGCGGAUUCAGCAGGUGGGUCUAGGGGUUUGGAGGAUAAAGGUGUUGAAUUACCAAAAGUCGAUUCCGUGGAUUCUAAUAUCGGUGGUAAAACUGUGGAUUUGAUGGACAAGGAUGUGAAUUUCGACAUCGAGGAGGAUAACAAUGAAACUGAUGAUAUGGGUUUGGACCCGGUGAUUCCAGGGCUAUCGGAAACCUUUCCGGUGAAUGAUUCGGCGGUCAAUAUAGGAAACCCGGAAGGUUCUAGAAAGGAAGGUGAGAGAGGCGAAGAUGAUUGGGACAGUGACGAUAGCGAGGACGAUUUGCAGAUAGUGUUGAAUGAUAACAACCACGGGCCUAUGGCUAUGGAGAGAGGCGGAAUAGGUGGCAACGCUGAAGGCGACGACGACGAUGAAGACGGGCUCGUUAUUGUGGCUGAUGGUGAGCUGAACCAACCGAUGGAAGAGCAAGAGUGGGGUGAAGACGGAGCACAGGCGGCUGAAGGUGAGAGAAAGGAGAUGGGUGAAGCCGGGAAGGCUGUUGGCGGUGGCAGCGUGGUUGCACCCCCCAAAGUUGGGUAUAGCAAUCAUGGGUAUCAUCCAUUUCAUUCUCAGUUUAAGUAUGUAAGACCAGGUGCUGUGCCUAUGAGUGGACCAGCUACUUCUGGCCCUGGAGGAGUCCCAGGUCAAGUUCGUCCGCUUGUAAAUGUGGGUCCUGUAGCUGGUCGAGGUAGAGGUGACUGGAGACCAACGGGAUUAAAAAAUGCUACUCCACUGCAGAAGAAUUUUCAUUCAGGCUUUGGUAUGCCUGGCUGGGGCAACAAUAUGGGCGGUCGCGGUUUCGGUGGUGGGCUGGAGUUUACGCUUCCUUCACACAAAACCAUAUUUGAUGUUGACAUUGAUGGUUUUGAGGAAAAACCUUGGAAAUAUCCUGGCGUUGAUACAUCAGACUUCUUCAACUUUGGCUUAAAUGAAGAAAGCUGGAAAGAUUAUUGCAAACAGCUGGAACAGCUUCGCUUGGAGUCCACUAUGCAAAGCAAAAUUCGUGUUUACGAAAGUGGACGAACAGAACAGGAGUAUGAUCCAGAUCUACCCCCAGAAUUAGCAGCAGCAACUGGCAUUCACGUAAAUGCAAAUCCUGGAAAGUCAGAUGUUGGGCAAAGUGAUUUAGUGAAAGGAUCUGCUCGUCUGCGUCCACCUAUACCAACUGGAAGAGCAAUACAGGUGGAAGGUGGUUAUGGUGAGCGUCUCCCCUCCAUUGAUACCCGACCACCUCGAAUUCGUGAUUCAGAUGCAAUUAUUGAGAUUGUCUUGCAGGAUUCUUUAGAUGAUGAUUCCUCCGCAGGAAAUGGUAUCCCAGAGAAAACUGAAACUGAUCGCCCAAGAGAGGAUUUUGGUAGAAGUGCUGUUGGUGAAGGAGACCUUGCGCAGGUUGAGAGUGUGUAUUUUGAUGGUUUUCCCGCCUCUUAUAAUGACCAAAAGAGGGAGCCGGUUGGAAGAAAAAUUCCAUUCCAUGAUAGCAUACCAGAAGAAGAAGGAAUCUUGCCCUUCCCUCCAGAAGCGCCAGUCCCAUAUACGGGUUCUGGGGGAGAGACUCCUAGUUAUCCUGGUGGAAGUUUUGGUUCCACUUUUGAGGAAAGGGGAACACAGGGAAAAGCACGGGACAGAUCUCCUCGUGUGACUCCUAGCCGGAAUACAAGGGAUAAAAAAUUUCUUGACAACCAGAAGGAAGAAUCAGUGGAAAGCAUGGAUGGUAAACGUAGUUCGCUGAUAUCAUCUCCUAUCACAAAUAGGGGUGCCCACGAGUCAAGUGUUGAGUAUAGAGAUAGUGACCAAGAUGAGCCUGUGCUGGCUGAUGGAAGCUCUGGAAUGGAAAAGGAGGAAAUGGCUACGGUUACUGUAAAUGAUGAACUGCAAGAUGGGCCUCCAAAGCAUAAAAAAUUAAGUUCAAGAGUUGAACAAUCUGCCGAUGAAGAACUUGAUGAUGGUGAGGACUCAAAGGCUGCAAGAAGUAGUGACAACAGCAAAGCAAGAUCUGGAAGCAGCAAGGAUUAUCAGAAGUGGAGGGAUGGGGUUGAGGAGGAAGUCAUUCAAGGACGUUCAACACACAUGGGGGGCAUCAAGAGGCACCUUGAUGAAAAUGAACAGGGGUUCCAAAGGAAAAACCGUGAUGGUAGACAGGAACCAGAUAGAAGUCACACUGUAGUAAAAGGGCGGGAGGACUCUUAUCCUUAUAGGGACUGGGAUCCUAGCUCUGCUCAUCCAUUGCAAUUGAAAAGUGAUGGGCUUCAUAGGCGAAAGGAAAGGGACAAUCUUGACGGGCCAUGGCAACGGAGAGAUGAUGAACCUUAUGUCAGAAGGAUUAGAACUGAAGAAACAAGGAAGAGAGAGCGUGGUGAUGAAAUGGGAUCCAGGCACAGGAGUAAGGCUCGAGAAAGUGAGCGGAGUGACAAAGAUGAACAUCUUCAGUCAAGAAAACAGUUAGAUAAUGGCAGCUAUAUAGAUGAUUACCACGGCAAGAGAAGGAAAGAUGAGGAAUAUAUGAGGAGAGACCAUAUAGAUAAAGAAGAUUUUGUGCAUGGCCACAGAGAAAGUACCAGUCGCCGAAAGCGUGAAAGGGAUGAAAUUUUGGAUCAGCGUAAGAGAGAUGACCAGCAGAGAGUUAGAGAUAAUCUUGAUGAUCCUCACUCUGUCAGGCACAAAGAUGAAAGCUGGUUGCAGAGGGAGAGAGGUGAUAGGCAAAGAGAAAGGGAGGAGUGGCAUAGGGUUAAACAAUCCCAUGAGGAAAAUGUACCCAAGCGGGAAAGAGAUGAAGGACGAGCUUCUAUAAGGGGUGGGCGUGGUGCAGAAGACAAAGCAUGGGUGGGCCAUACUAGGGCAAAGGAUGAAAGCAAAGGCUCUGAUAAGGAGCACCAAUAUAAAGACACUGUGAGACACAGUGAACCAUCUAAAAGGAGGGAUAGGGUUGAGGAAGAAAGCUCGAAUCAUAGGGGGCGUGAGGAUGUUUAUGGACGUGGAAAUCAAUCAAAUAAUGAUGAGAAGAGAUCUGGAAAGGAGAGAUCAAGUACUCGUAAUGAACGUGCUGACAACCAAAAGCUCCAUGAUAGAAGACCUAAAGAGAAUACAAGGAAGAAUAAAGAAUCUGAGAUUGCUGAUAACAGCACUACAGUUACUUCCAAGAGACAUCAAGAAGAUCAAAGUGGUCACAGUAAGGAGAUGGGCUUGAAAGGUACCCGUGUGCAAGGAACUGGUGAGGGAAUCCCACAGCACCGUCACUCUUCCAAAAGGCAUAAGGAAGAUGCUUCCUCUGAUGAUGAACAACAGGAUUUAAGAAGGGGGCGCUCCAAAUUGGAACGCUGGACGAGCCAUAAGGAGAGGGAUUUCAGUGUCAACAGUAAAUCAUCGUUAAAGUUGAAAGAGCUUGAUAGGAGCCACAACAGAGGAUCCUCAGAUGCCAGUAAACUUCCAGAAGAAUCUUCCAAACCAGUUGAGGCUGUUGAUAAUCAACAUUCAUUGGUUGAGGAGAAAGAUGCCGGUGAUCAGGAUAUUAAGGAUGCAGACACCAAACAAUUGGAUGCAGACACAAAACCAUUGGAGGACCGGCACCUGGACACAGUUGAGAAGUUGAAGAAAAGAAGUGAGCGUUUCAGGCUUCCAAUGCCAAGUGAAAAAGAAGCAGCAACAAUCAAAAAGUUGGAGAGUGAAGUGCUGCCUACCACCAAUAGUGAGACUCCUGUGGAAUCUGAGAUUAAACCAGAGCGGCCAGCUAGGAAAAGAAGGUGGAUCAGCAACUGAAUCCAACAUUAAGGAACUUAGGUUAGUUGGCUGAAUUUCUGUGGCAUGAGGGAAGUUAUGCAUCCCAACUCCCUUUGCAGUGCAAUCAUUCAGCUUGUUUUGAAAUGGUUUUUGUAGGGUUCCCUAGAAGGCCAUGUACCUCUGCGCUGCAGUAAUAUAAUCUUGUAACCGUGCUGCCACAGCAUACUUAUCAAUGUUUUCUUUUGUAUAUACUGGUGAUUGUAACUUUGAACUGGCCACUGAUGUGGCGCAGGACUGCUUUUAGCAACUAUUCUUAUUUUUGUUGCUCAGGUAUAAUCUUGGCCUGAUUCGAGGGACAUCUAUCAGACCCGGCAAAUGCUGUUCGUUGGAUCCAUGUAGAAGCCAGGCGCCAUGGGAUGCAACGCAAGAACUUGAUACAGGCGAGAAGCUUCAAGGCUGAAGAAAAUGAGAGUGAGGAGCCAAUUGACACGAGAGAAGCUUUUCCAAUGUGUUUGGAGAUGACGACUUCACCGGUGAUGGUGAAAUGAAUUAGAACUUAUAUCUGUAUACUGUAAUCCUGAUCAAAUUCUUUUACCCCUUUUUCUCUUUUUGGUUAAAAGAAACAGAGAACUGGUGGUGAGCUUGAAACACACGACAUUUGAAACCCAUUUGUAUUUUUGGAACAAGUGAGUUUUAAAAACAACGGAUUAGUAGAAAGUUAAUUGAACAAUAGAAAAAGAAAUAAUUAGUGGUAUUAUUCUAAA